This is a messenger RNA of Venustampulla echinocandica, 1158 nucleotides long. RefSeq lists its product as uncharacterized. Gene Ontology annotation, molecular function: oxidoreductase activity, acting on single donors with incorporation of molecular oxygen, incorporation of two atoms of oxygen; ferric iron binding. The transcript is spliced from 2 exons. NCBI's taxonomy places the organism in Eukaryota, Fungi, Ascomycota, Leotiomycetes, Helotiales, Pleuroascaceae. Bases 1 to 1158 code for a protein of 385 amino acids. The record is from RefSeq and is a predicted model, not a curated record.
AUGGCUCCUAUCUCAAGAUUCACGGCUGCUUUGGCUCUGGCAUAUGGCUUCUGCGGAACCCUCACAGCUGCCCACCCGGGCGAGGAGCAGCAUGAUAUCAAGCACAUUGCUCGACAGAUGAAGCGGACGGCGGCCAUCGCAGACUACCAAGCAGCGCAGAUGAAUGCCUGUGUGGACAGCGAGCAUGUCAAGGCGCUCCAGGAGCGGGCGAUAAAGCGUCGCGCAGCUAUUACAGAGCAGCUUCGUGAGGAGCGCGGUCUUCAAGACACACCCAUCUUCGACAAGCGGAAUCUCCAGGACUUCAAGACCUGGGCUCAGACACAGCACAACAAGACAGGCUCCGCACUCAAGCCUGGAGCCUCUCUAGAAGCGCUCUUCGGCGCCAACCCAACCUGCAUUCUCGCCCCAGACAAUGCCAACGGGCCAUACUUCGUAAAGGGCGAGCAAAUUCGGUCCAACAACGUCGAUGGCCAGAAGGGAGUGCCAAUGCAUCUUGAGAUUCAGUUCAUUGAUGUUAAGACCUGCAAGCCAGCACCUGAAAUCCUCGUUGAUAUCUGGGCCUGCAACGCCACCGGCAUCUAUAGCGGUGUCAGCGCACAAGGCCAAGGUGGCUUAAACAGUGCUUUCUUGCGUAGUGUCCAGAAGACCGACGCUGAUGGUGUCGUGCAAUUCGAUACCAAUUUCCCAGGUCAUUACGGUGGACGUGCUACUCACGAGCACAUCAUCACCCACGUUGGCGCCAAGGUUGAGGCCAACGGCAGCUAUACUGGGGGCACAAUCAACCAUCUCUCCCAGCUGUUCUUCGAACAGGCUCUUAUCAACGCCGUCGAGAAGACCGCCCCAUACAACACCAACAGAAUCCAGAUGACCCAGAACGACGCCGACAUGUUCACCGGAUAUGCCGCCACCAAAGCCUAUGAUCCAUUCCCAAGCUACACAUAUCUUGGCAGCCAGAUCGAACAGGGAAUCUUCGCAUGGGCACUUCUCGGUAUCGAUCUCAAUGCCAACGUUGAGCAAUACGCAACAAACACCGCAUAUGUUGAUGCUACGGGAGGACACAACAACCCCAGCUUCAACAUGGGAAUUGUGGCCACCCCACCAAGCACCCACGGAAAGAGAGAGGGGGAAGAGGAAGAGGAGGUCCUUGACGCCGAGUAA